AUGGCUCGGAAGAUGAGCCUCGCCGAGCUGGAGGAGCAGCUGCUCUGCCCCAUCUGCCUGGAGGUGUUCAGGGAGCCGCUGAUGCUGCAGUGUGGGCACUCCUUCUGCCAGCCCUGCACGCUGUCCCUCCACGGGGAGGGCCAGGAGGGGCAGUUCCCGUGCCCUGUGUGCCGCCAGCCCAUGCCCCGUGGCCCCCUGGCCCCCAACGUCACCCUGGCACGGCUCAUCGAGGUGCUGCGGAGCAGGGGCGAGGCAGAACCCAUGCCAGAGUCCUGCCCAACCCACCACAACCCCCUCAGCCUCUUCUGCGAGCUCGACCACGAGGUCAUCUGCGGGCUCUGCGGCACCAUCGGCGCCCACCGGCAGCACCGGCUCACCCCCAUCCCCGCCGUGCACUGCAGGAUGAAGGAGGAGCUCUCUGUUCUCCUGACUAACAUCCAGCAGUGCCAGAGGAACCUGGAGGAACAGUGCAGCAAACUCAUCAACAACAAAAGCCGGGUCGCAGCUGAGGUGGAUGUCUACAAGUGGGUGGUCCGGAAGGAAUUCCAGGAGCUGCACAGGUACAUUGAUGAGGAGAAGGCCACCUUCCUGGGGAGCAUCGAGGGGAAGGCAGCCCAGCUCAUCUCCUCCAUCGAGGCCCAGGUCAAGCAGACAUCGGACGCCCUGCAGAGGCUGAGGGAGAUGCAGAGCUCUCUGGAAGCCCUGGGCAAUGAAAAUCAGCUGGAUUUUGUCAGGAAAUAUGGCUCCUCCCAGUUCAGGUCAGAGCUCCCCAGCCUGCACCCCAGUGAUGGCACCUUCAGCCCCGUGUCCUUCAAGCCCUGUUUCCACCAAGAUGACAUCAAGAUGACAGUGUGGAAGCGCCUGCACCGCCGUGUCCUGCCAGCUCCAGAGGCGCUGAAACUGGACCCAGUGACAGCACAUCCCCUCCUGGAGCUCUCCAAGGGGGACACGGUGGUGCAGUGCGGGCUCUCCCAGCGCCGGGACAGCAACCCCAAGCGCUUCAACUCCAGCAACUGCAUCCUCACCUCCAAGGGCUUCUCCUGCGGGCGGCACUACUGGGAGGUGAUAGUGGGCACCAGGAACCACUGGCGCCUGGGUGUCAUCAGGGGCACCGUGAGCCGCAAGGGGAAGCUCAGCAAGUGCCCCGAGAGCGGGGUGUGGCUCAUUGGCCUGAAAGAUGGGAAGGUGUACGAGGCCUUCAGCUCCCCGCGGGUGCCGCUGCCGCUCACGGCCCGGCCCCGGCGCAUCGGCCUCUUCCUGCACUACGAGAGGGGGCAGCUGAGCUUCUACAAUGCUGACAGCCCUGACGAGCUCAGCCCCAUCUACACCUUCCAGGCGGAGUUCCAGGGCCAGCUCUACCCCAUCGUGGAUCUGUGCUGGCCCGAGCGAGGGUCCUACUCCCCUCCCAUCAUCCUGCCCACGCCUGCCACGAGCCGGCACCCCUGGGCACCCCAUCCUGCCCCCAGGGAACACACGGAGCAGUAG
Empidonax traillii (willow flycatcher) is the source of this 1485-nucleotide messenger RNA. RefSeq names its product tripartite motif containing 50 (gene TRIM50). The record is from RefSeq and is a predicted model, not a curated record. The coding region runs from base 1 to 1485 and encodes 494 amino acids. The transcript is spliced from 6 exons. Lineage: Eukaryota; Metazoa; Chordata; Aves; Passeriformes; Tyrannidae. Gene Ontology annotation, molecular function: protein binding; zinc ion binding.